This is a messenger RNA of Drosophila willistoni, 685 nucleotides long. It is a transcript of the gene Chrac-16, whose product is annotated as chromatin accessibility complex 16kD protein. Lineage: Eukaryota; Metazoa; Arthropoda; Insecta; Diptera; Drosophilidae. The record is from RefSeq and is a predicted model, not a curated record. Gene Ontology annotation, cellular component: CHRAC; nucleus. The transcript has a single exon. Gene Ontology annotation, molecular function: protein heterodimerization activity. Bases 74 to 523 code for a protein of 149 amino acids.
CGGCUCAGACUUGGCUUGGUUUUGAUUUUGGUUAUUUAAAAUUUGAAAUAAAGUAUUGAUUUAAGUGCCAAAGAUGUCUGAUCCGAAAGCCAAACGUGAUCCGUCGACAGAAACAUUUUUGCCCCUCAGUCGGGUCCGCACCAUAAUGAAAAGUUCCUUGGAUACAGGGCUUAUAACAAAUGAAGUACUGUUUAUGGUAACCAAAUGUACGGAACUCUUUGUCCAGCAUUUAGCACGCGAAGCCUACAAGUCCUAUUGCUCACCAUCGAAACAAAGUGCCAGUGGCGGCAGCAGCAGCGAUACUUUGAAAUACGAGCAUCUGUCCCGGCUGGUCAACAAGAGCAAAAAUCUCGAGUUUCUGCUGCAAAUUGUGCCUGACAAAAUACGUGUGCAUGAGUUCCAAGAGAUGUUGCGUCUAAAUCGCAACGCUGUCAGCGGUGACGAAGACGACGAUGAUGAUGACGAGGACGAUGAUGAUGAGGAUGAUGAUGAAUCCGGUUCGAGCUCCGAGGCUGCAGAAUAAAUGCCUCAUAAAUGCUGCCGCUGGAGGAAGAAUGGCCCACAGCACGCUAGACUUUUUAUUAGCAAAUAUAAAACAUUUGACUUUUUAUACAGCUGGUUGACCUAUUGUCCAACAGUCUACAUUCUAAUUAGCAAUUAAAUUAUUACCAAAUAAUACACAAAA